Chroicocephalus ridibundus (black-headed gull) is the source of this 2163-nucleotide messenger RNA. Its product is annotated as hormonally up-regulated neu tumor-associated kinase homolog A-like. Lineage: Eukaryota; Metazoa; Chordata; Aves; Charadriiformes; Laridae. Gene Ontology annotation, cellular component: cytoplasm. The coding region runs from base 1 to 2163 and encodes 720 amino acids. Gene Ontology annotation, molecular function: protein serine/threonine kinase activity; ATP binding. The transcript is spliced from 12 exons. Gene Ontology annotation, biological process: protein phosphorylation; intracellular signal transduction. The record is from RefSeq and is a predicted model, not a curated record.
AUGCCCACAGCAGUGAAAGCAGGCUUGGAUGACAAAAUGACAGAUACUGGCAACUCGGAUGGGAUAUUACCAGAAUGGGAGAAAAACUUAAAGGAUAUGAAAAUACCUGCCUGUUUUAACAAGAUGCCCCAAGAGACUGGGAAGACCUUCCCUCACUCCAAACAAGUUGGGAACUACCUAGUAGGCAAAAUGAUCAACAAGGGCUCCUUUGCCAAGGUGAUGGAGGGGCUGCACAUCCCCACGGGGGAGAAGGUAGCCAUAAAGGUCAUUGACAAGAGAAAAGCCAAGCAGGAUUCCUAUGUUUUGAAAAAUAUGAAGCGUGAGACACGGAUACACCAGAUGAUUAAGCACCCCAACGUUGUUCGGCUAUAUGAGACCUUGGAGACUGACAACUCCUAUUACAUGGUGAUGGAGCUGUGCCUCGGCGGGGACCUCCUGGACAGAAUUUGUGACAAAAAGAGACUCGCGGAAAGGGAAGUAAGGAGAUACACCAGGCAAAUUCUGUCUGCAGUGGAGCACCUGCAUUGCCAGGGGAUUGUUCACAGGGACCUAAAAAUCGAAAAUUUUCUUCUUGAUGAGAACAACAACAUCAAAAUUGUCGAUUUCGGACUGAGCAAUGCUGCAAAGUUUGAGGGUCUCUCUCAGGAGCUGUUACAUACCCAGUGUGGAAGCCCAGCUUAUGCUGCCCCAGAACUCCUUGCUCAAAGGAAAUAUGGUCCAAAGGUGGACAUCUGGUCCAUAGGUGUAAGCACGUUUGCUAUGCUAACCGGCACAUUACCCUUCACCGUGGAACCUUUCAAUAUCAAGCAACUACAUCAAAAGAUGUUAAUUGGAGAAAUCAGCCCUAUUCCGUCAGAUAUCUCCCCUGGAGCUGUACACUUCAUGCAGUCCUUACUUGAGCCUGACCCUGCUAAGAGGCCUGGAGUCAAAGAAGCAAUAAAAGACAAAUGGUUGAAUGAAGGCUUCACCAGAAAAAUACUGAAUGCUGCUACCUAUAAGAACAGACUUUGCCCCAGUGAAUUGAAUCCUGUUGUUUUAAACUACAUGACAGAAAUGAUGGAGUUCAGUCUUUCAGAAGUUAUCAACAUUUUAAUAAGUAACAGACCCUCUCCUGCCAUGGCUUCUUAUUGCUUAUUGCUGAAGAAACUGCUCAGGUACCAGAAAGACCGCAAAAGAGCCCAGGUAAGAUAUCAUGAUCAUGACAGGCAUAAAAACCAAAUGUAUCAAAUAUCAACACAAACGAAAAAGAAGGAUGGAGUAACCCCACAAAGGGAAAAUGAAGUAGAAAAACACAAUAUUAAUCCUGAUGAAUAUUUGAAUAAGCAGUCGGAAAUUCAGAUUUCCCAGAAGGCUGAAAUGGACACUCCAGAAAACUUCAGAAAUUAUGGCAACAGGGCAUUUCCUUCUGUACUAACCCUGGCAGUGCCAGAUGCUAUUAAGGAAGAUGAGAUCGCAAUUACAUUAGAAAACCAAGAAAACUUGACAGAAGUUUCCAAGUUUGCAGGCAGAGAGUUGGUCCACCUUGGACCUCCUAAGUCAUCAAGCAAAAGUACGCCAUGUCAGACCAUGUAUCAGCUGCUUUUGGACCUUCAGGAGAACGAGAAUGAUUUUGAAGAUUUGACUGAAGCCAGAAAACCACGUAUUCAUGAGAAAUUGCCAUCCACAGCAGCAAAUAACCAACUUCCUUCUUCAAACGUAGAAGCAAUGACGUGUACAAGCAAAGCACCUCCCCGGUCCCUAAUGGAAAACAAAAUUAUUACCAGGAGUCCUUUGCCUCAUCAGGACAUGAGGUUUAAAGACCUUCUGAAGGCAGGAGAUGACAAUAUUUGCAUCCCAACACGGUGGCACCUUGAUAAAGAGGACACUGAUCUCCUCAUGACUGACUUUCCCCAGCUGUCACCUUUCCCCAGGCUGCAACAAGGUGCCCUGAGAGAAACCCUAGCUAGAAAGAUUUCCUGUCUGGGGGCAUCACAGCAACAUACAAAUAUCUGCCCUGUGUUUUUAGUCCAUGGUUCAAAACCACCGGCAUUCCCCAUGUCCCAACAGCAAACAUUUACCGGCAAGUCCACAGCUGUAGCUGAAGAGCUGGAGAGGAAGGAUGGGGCGCGAAGGCAGGAAUUUAUCACCACUGAAGAAAUCAUGCUGUGUGACUUUGUCCCGUGA